UUUUUUUGUUUGCGUUUUCCCGAGUUCGAAAAGUUGGGGAGGGGAAUGAUGUGGGCCGCAUCGGCUGAACAUUUCGUUUGUGCGAUAUUUCGUGAAACGAUUGGUGAUUCAGGUGUCAUCGAGUUUUAGAAUGAGACCUUUCCUACAUUGAGCUACAUAAACGAGAGGGGGGGAAGCAACAAGAAAAAAGAAAAAAAACAAAAAAACUUCUUGUUGCUGCUGUUGUUGUUGGCCGUUGUUGUUGUGGUUUCUUCGUUCGGCUAUUUUCCGAGUCGCAGCGGAUGCUCUUUGCGGCCGCGUAGCGGUGAACGAAUCGGCGUCGAGAUGGCGCUUGUGCUCCUACCGUGCGAUUUGCCCACCUGGCCGACGCUCCAGCGACACCUGAACACGCUGAAACAGGAAGCUCGAACGGGCGGGCAGCUCAAAGAGUGCAUGCUCAAGAUCUACAAUUUAUGCAAUACAAGUUUGGAGCCUGAUGAAGAGCCUCUGGGCGACCAGCGAGUCUUUGACGUCCUUUGCGCUGAGGUGGUCGACACCUGGUUGAGCGACGAGGAGCGCCAGGACCUGUUCGACACCCAACUGCCCACCAUGGUCGACUACGCCCUACAACUCAAGAGCCUGAAGCCGCUGCGCGGUCUUCACUUUAGCCUCCAACAGCAAAGCGAUCGAGUGGAGAUUGAUAGGCGUUUUGCGGCCUCGCUGGUGGCCCACGCCUUCUUCUCCACUUUCCCGCGGCGGACGGUCAAGACCCACCCGACGCUGCAGGAUUUCAACUUUGCCGGCCACUUUUUCCAACACCUGCACAGGCGAUCGCAGCGAGCUAAGCUGCGCUCCGUCUUGCACUACUUCCAGCGACUGAGCGAACGUCCGCCCGAGGGACACGUGACCUUUGCUAGGCAGGUCAUGUCGGGUCGGGAGUGGUGCACGCUGGAGGAGUGGCUCCAGUGCCGACGCCCGCUGUGCCCGCUCGUGGUACGCCACGAUGGCCGCGUAGAGUAUCCAUCGUCCGACUCGACGAUGCCCAUGUCUGUCAACAACAACAACAACAACCGGCCAAGUGUCGGCCAAUCGGCCGAACCGCCGGCCGGAAUUCGAGUCUGUUUCGCCAGCCGUCGCAUCGGCGGGUCUUUUCUCGACGACGGCACGUCACAGGAGUGCGCAGCAUUUAGCAGCCAUCCCGAGUUGCUAUCCCUCUUGCCUUAUGUGGAAUCGCUGGAAGACAACGAGGCCAUCACGGCCAGCGGACUCUGCACCUACUCCAUUAUUCAUGACCUGAAAAACAAAGCCGUCUUUGAUGCAACAGCCGGCCAACAAACAACAACUGCCAACGCCGCCACCAAGACGGCGUUGACGACAACAUCGGCGGCGACGACGUCUCCGAUAUCGAGCUCAUCACUCCCACAGGUGACGCAAGCGCAGACUGCUAUGUGUCUGAUUGACGCGGAAGAUUACAGCGACUUACCCAUACGUCAGUACGAGGAAGACAACGUCCUCCGCGAGCUUAACAAGGCCUAUUUGGGAUUUCGCCAACAUUAUCCGGACGCGGCGAGGGCCGAACAGCCGCAACCGAAGGAGCAGCCGCAAUUAGAGCAGCGUCUGCCCAUCGCCGGUGCUUCCAGGGACUUGUCGCCCAGCAGUCGCAGUAGACAGGCCAGCACGAUCACCGAUCACACGAUGAGUCAAGAUUGGGCGGACUUAACCCGCAGCACGACGUUAGUGGCCUCGUCAGGCGAUCCUUCAUCCCCUCGGCCGAGCAUUUGCCCGUCGAUGGCCAGUCAAGAUCAAUCUCACGUGGCGGCCGAUGAGACGGAUCAUCGCGGACGUUCGGCUCACAACCCGACGAUGCUCUACGGCGGCGGUCGCAACGUGCCGCUGACGCUGGCCAAAGCCACUGUUGUCAAGCAGAUCAUGACCCGCGUCAAAGACGCUGGAUUAUCUGAGCUGCCGUCGUCGUGCGUCUUGCCUAAGAAAGCCGGCUCCAUUUACGCUAGUUGCCAUUCGCAAGACGAAGACCUCAACAGCUCGAUGGAGGAGUUCCGCAGCGCCAACACCAGCCUGGACGAAGAUGAGGUACCAUCGCGAGCAGCAGCAGCCGCCGUCAAUCGAAUGCAACGCCACCGCAACUCGACCGACCGGAAUGGCAACGAUCAGCUGAACAAGUCGAGAGGUUCCAGCACCGAAUCCGACAGCAGUGCGGAGAAUCGGCGGCCGGAAUCGCGUGGUUUCGCUCUAGACAGCCAACACGAAGAAGAUUCGUUUAGCGGCGACGGCCUGGAACGCGAGAAACGCUGGCUGGAUCACUUCCGCGAGCGGAGAGGCCCGCGCAGCACUCGCAGUGGCAAUCUCAAAGAUUCGUCUUCCUCCUCCAAGGAUUCUUCCCGCUACAGUUUCAGCACCGAAUUCAGUUCCGAACUGGAUGAGCUCUACGAUCAGUUUAGCCACUGGCUGGACGAUCCCAACGGCGGCGAAUCGCUGCAGCAAAACGGCCGCAAUGCGGCAGUGUUCCGCUUCGCCCACGGAUUAUUAAAGCGGGCAUUGAGCGACUCGUUCGCCAGCGUAGCGCUCAGCAUCGAAAACCUAUCCGCCCACCCGGAGACGCUGAUGAAAGACAUCAAACUGGCGGCAUCGAGCGAGGGUCGGCGCGGAUCGAACAAGCGCUCGUGGAGCUUGAACGAACACGUCGGAGACGAGCGAUUGGCCCUGCAGUUGGCCAAGGAGAUGGUGGAACGAGAAACGCUGAUGGAGGAACAAGUUCUACCGAUGCCGGACAUUGUUCCCCUACUACCGGUGGACGCCAUCGAGGAGGAAGCGGCGCUGGACGAGCCGGAAGAGCCGAAAAAAACGACGGCCAUGAAGAAGAAGAGCAACAGCAAAUCGAGAAUGGCGUGUCAGUUGAACUCGCAGCAUUCAGUGGAGAGAGUGGUGUUACUGGAUCGGAUGUCACCAGUGGAGAGCGAAGUCGGCACGGAACUGCUCCUUCACGGGGUCGGACGAUGCUGCGAGGCCAUCAGCGAGUCGAACCGUUCCAGUAACGCCGGCGAGGAUUCUGAAUCGCAGACGCCGACGCCGAUGAACCCGACGCCGCCCAGAACUCGUCGCGGCUCGUGGUUUUUCAAAAAAUCGCGCGAACAGCGUCACCAUCCCAGCAUCAAGCAUCAGAGGGCUCGUUCCAACAGUGUGCCGACCGUCAUGGAACUGUCGCAGUUGAGCCUCUGGCAACAGCAAAUGGCCGAGCAGCUGAAACAGAGUCUCAUUCCGGACAUCAUCGUCUCCGACGAGAACACGGAAGACGACGAGUGUUUCAGCAGCCAGCAGAGCCAGAGACGCCAUCGCAGCUACGACGACCAAUUGCAGAAUUUCGCCCAGUCUAGUGAGUCUUUGCUUAGCGACGAUGUGGUGGAGGGAUUCAGCUGGACCAUGGCAGAGACGAUCAUCGAGGACAUCAUGAAAGAGAUUGGGUCGAAGCAGACGCAACUCUCUUUGCCCACUCGUCACAACCCCAGCGGAGGAGUAGGCAAAAUAGGCCUUCACAAUCCCCUUAAAAUGACCAACAAAUUGCCUGGAAAGAGCAUCUUGAAGAUAUCUAGCAACGAUUCACUGCAUCGGAGUCAUAGCGGAUCGCUGGAACAACCGCAGGAGAAUGUCGAACGGCCGACUUUCGCCAUUCACAAGACCAUCGCUGAGCAUAUGGCUGAACAGCAGCAUCAAAAUGCGCCGAUGUCGUGGUCGCAUCGUAGCACAUCGAUGCCCAGUCUGAGGGCCAUUGACGAACUCGAAUCUCUCAAUACAUCCAGCAUCCUUGAUGAGAGCGAGGCCAUUCAAAUGACAAACGGCAAUCAAAGGGAUGAUGAGAAACAAUUUGGGCAAGUGAAUGGUGGCUUACUGCCCAUCAUUACCGGUAACUGGGGCUGCGGCUCAUCCGGCGGCGGAGACGCUCAGCUCAAAUCCAUGCUCCAGUGGAUGGCGGCGUCGCGCUCUGGCGCACCUUGUCUCGUUUAUUACACGGCUGGAGCCAGUUCCGUCGUCAAGCUGGAUAUCGUCUGUCGUGUGAUUAUGGAUCGGCAGUGGACCGUCGGUGAUUUAGCCGGUGCCCUGCUGCGCUACUGCCGCGCCCGUCUCGAUCCCCGUCGGCUGGACUUGAUCAGCCGACUGGAAACGCACUACCAGGCUGUCAUAGCCGGCUCAUCGGCAGUGGAUGCCGCAGACGAACGGCAAAUCAGUCUUUCAACUUGUUCGGAAUGUCCCGGACCGCAUUCGGGAACAGAACGACUUCUUUUUGAUGAGCUUCUUGGUCAAUAUCCCCUCAAACAAACCGAACUGUGACAUAUCUAUAUACAACAAUUCAAUUCUAAAUUGAUCGUCUAGACGCUUGAUUAUUACAGUGUGAGGAGAUGCAUUUCAAAGUCAUCAACGGGCCAUUAUAGACCGAUAUGUCCGCAAAAAACGAUAUGUCCCACCACGGAUAUACUAUAUAUCUUUUUGUCAUUUCUAAACGCAACUUCUUUAGGAGGAUGAAUUCAUGUUUAUUUUUUUUUUUUUUUUUCUUUUUGUUUCAUGGAGAACCCAUUUUUCUUUUUUUUUCUUUUUUUUUUUUGUUUAUUUGGUUUUUAAUUUCAAAACUUUAGAUGACGAAAAAAAGAAAACAAAAAAAAAAAAAAAAACAAGAAAACUUUGUCGCAUCUUGGAAGUAACUGGUUCAACCAGUCCAGUGAGGCUGCUUCACACACGUGAAUAUUAUAAAUAGAUUGGUUAAACGAAAAUACAGUUAUUGUCGAAAU
Messenger RNA from Daphnia carinata, 4778 nucleotides. RefSeq lists its product as uncharacterized. Gene Ontology annotation, molecular function: poly(ADP-ribose) glycohydrolase activity. NCBI's taxonomy places the organism in Eukaryota, Metazoa, Arthropoda, Branchiopoda, Diplostraca, Daphniidae. The record is from RefSeq and is a predicted model, not a curated record. The transcript is spliced from 13 exons. Bases 325 to 4323 code for a protein of 1332 amino acids. Gene Ontology annotation, cellular component: nucleus; cytoplasm. Gene Ontology annotation, biological process: regulation of DNA repair; nucleotide-sugar metabolic process; carbohydrate metabolic process.